AUGAAUGUGCCCGUUAAAUUUACGGUCGCUAAGGACCAACUACGUGAAAUGCACUGCGAGUUUAAUCCACUGUCGCGGUGCGACGGCUCUGUGAUGUACAGCCAGGGAGCCUCAGUGGUGAUAUCCGCUGUUUUGGGCCCGGUCGAAGUAAAAUCGCAGAACCUGAGCAUAGAUGGCAGCUACUUGGAGUGCAAUUAUAGGCCCAAAGCUGGACUGCCCCAAGUGAAAGAACGCCUCCGCGAAGCCGCCAUAAAGGAAAUUUUGGAUUUGACUGUGCUGUCGGAAGCGUAUCCCAGGUCUAAGAUGUCUAUACAGGUGCAGGAGCUUGAGGAUCGAGGAAGCAUGGAUGCCUGUGCUGUGAACUCAGCCUGCCUGGCCAUGCUUAUUGGGGGCUUGCCCCUCAAGAGCAGCUUUGCUGCUGUGCAUUGCAUUAUCAACGAGCAGGGCGAUUACGUCCUGGACCCGGAUCAAAGUGAAACUGCCCACCAGCGUGCCAGUUUCACCCUUGCCUUUGACUCUAUGGAGGGAAAUUUGUUACUGAUCCAGACCAAAGGGGCUUUCAGAAUCGAACAGUUUAAUGAUAUCGAGUGCCUUUGCCGGUCGGCUAGUCAAGAAAUCUUCAAGUUCUACCGGAGUCAAAUAGCCAAGUUUCACGGUAAAAGUGAAGAAAUUAAAACGAAACCCGAAAGUAUGGAGACUAUUUGAUUAAAACGCAUAAUGUUAAGGUAA
Messenger RNA from Drosophila bipectinata, 729 nucleotides. It is a transcript of the gene Rrp46, whose product is annotated as exosome complex component Rrp46. Gene Ontology annotation, cellular component: nucleolus; cytoplasmic exosome (RNase complex); nuclear exosome (RNase complex). Lineage: Eukaryota; Metazoa; Arthropoda; Insecta; Diptera; Drosophilidae. The record is from RefSeq and is a predicted model, not a curated record. Gene Ontology annotation, biological process: rRNA catabolic process; U4 snRNA 3'-end processing; nuclear mRNA surveillance.